Physcomitrium patens is the source of this 2573-nucleotide messenger RNA. Its product is annotated as protein RETICULATA-RELATED 6, chloroplastic. Gene Ontology annotation, cellular component: chloroplast inner membrane. Gene Ontology annotation, biological process: plant organ development. Lineage: Eukaryota; Viridiplantae; Streptophyta; Bryopsida; Funariales; Funariaceae. The record is from RefSeq and is a predicted model, not a curated record.
CCGAUCCGGUGCCGAGGAGGGAGGAGAGGGGGCUCCUUGAAGAGGACGGGCCUAGCAUGUAUGAAGGCCCUUUCGUGUUGUCGUUGUGGCUCACGAUUGCAGCUGCAGCGAGCGACCGAGCGAGCGCUACAAGCUCCUUCGAGCCACGAGGAGCUGGAACGUGGCCCGCUAUAGCUUAAAGCAUCUCUCGAGUUUGUUUAGAUAGUUUUUAUUUUGUAUUUUUGCUUCUUUUGUUGUGGUGAUGACUGCUGCCAUGGCGUCGGUGGCGCCCAAGGCGAUCUUCGUGACGCCAGCUGCGAGCGCGCUGCGCAGGGAGGGAUUGAAUGAGACGGGGAUUUCGUCGAGUGUUGUGCAAUUGAGGCGGGGUUCUGAAUUGCAGUGCAAGGUAGCGUUGGCGGUGAGGAGGGAUCGGAGGGUGGUGGAGUUCAGAGGUGCCGUGCGGGGUUUUAGUGGGCCCGGAGGGGAAGAGGGAAUCGAAGGCUUGCCGGUGAGCCAGGAUGUGCCGAACAUCUCUGUUCGGUCGCAUGCCGUGGAAAUGAAGAAGGGGUAUGGUGCGUUUGGAGGGGGUGGGGCGACGUUGGAGAAGUCGAAGCUGGACUUGUCGCAGUCGACAUCUAGGGUUAAACAGGAGGUGGAGCUCGGAGGUGGUGGCGGAGGAAUUGGUAAUAAGAACUUCAAUGGGGGUGGCGACGGAGGUGACGAUGAUGGUGAUGAUGACGACUACUUUGGUGAGGAUGAUGGCGAUGAUGACGGUGACAACAAGGGAUUGUUCGGAAGGCGUCUAGCAGUUCCUGAGAUGUUUGAUCGGAAGUAUGUUGAAGCUAUCCUACAAGAGUGGUUCCGGACGAUCAGCGACUUGCCUGCAGGAAUACGGCAGGCUGUUGAAUUGGGAUUGAUCAGCUCGGCGCAAAUGGUAAGAUUUUGGUCAGUCAAUGCAAGGCCGAAUAUUACUAGGAGAUUGUCACGGAUGGCGCCUCAAUCAGUUUCACGGGCUUUUAUCGGACGCAUACUUGCGGAUCCUGGAUUUCUAUACAAGCUAGCUUUUGACGAGGUAGUUACGAUUGGUAAUGCUGUAUGGUGGGAGUGUCAGCAUAGAGGGGAAAGGAUAAAACAAGAAUGGGACGUAGUUGCUGUGAAUGUAUUGACUUUGGUUGCGAGCACAGCAGCCAUGAACUGGGCGCUAGCUCCCAGCCGUUCAUACGGUUCAACAUUUAAGUAUGAAUUCCAAAACUCAAUUCAAAAGCUUCCGAACCACGUCUUCGACAAGAGCUACCCUCUCCGAGAAUUUGAUAUGCCCAAGCGAGUGUUCAGUUUCUUUUACAAAGCCGCACAGCUCAGCCUGGUUGGUAUGGUGACCGGAUCUGCUGGAGCGGGCCUAGCCAGUCUCAUGCCAUCGGCAAGAAAAGAAGACAGUUUAUCAGUGCCGAUCCCUUCGGUCAGCACAAGUGCGUCAAGUUAUGGAGCAUUUUUGGGAUUAUCAGGGAACAUGAGGUAUCAGCUAGUUAACGGAGCGGAAAGGCUUAUGCAAGAUCAUUUUCAGCAUUUGGGAGUUGUUAUCUUCUUCUCUGCAGCACUCAGGGCUCUGAAUAUUCACAUUGGAGAUGUGACAAGACUAGCAUUUUUAGGUCAAGGGGAGUUGCCUGUCCACGCUGACGGAACUCUUUCACAAGCAUAUCGUAGGCCUUCAUUGUCAUCUGAGUCUUUGACGGGGUCGGUAAUCGCUGCGAAGGGUCUUAUCACAGGCCUCUUGGAUGGUAAAAAGAUUGAGAACAAGAAUGGCACGCAACGUCAAGCUCCUAAUGUCUUCGCAAAGAGGAAAGUAAAGAGGAAAGUAACCGCUGGGAGUCGGUAAUUAUCAAGUCUCAUCGUCGAGAACUAUUUUUAUGCGAGGAUCCAAGGAGAUGAUGACGACAUGAACUGUUUCACAAGCAAUUGCUUGUCAUAUUCCCAGAAUGAGGUUUUAAGUUGUCUUUCUACUGCGUUAUGAAGCCUCUUCGUCGUAAAAUAUGACGAAGACUUGUAAUCUGGUAAUAUGACAGUGUUUGAGAUGAGAUUGAGCGGAUUGCCAAACCCAGAACUAGGUUGGCAGUCUUUCCUGCAGAGAUUCUUUUCGGAAUGUGUCUGUAGACCGGAGAGGAUCCUUCACAAACCCAGAUGUAUCAUGAAGACGGGCAACCCGUUUGCCUAGGAGAGAGGGUAUUAAUCCUCACACAUUAUCAAUCACGCACCAUCUGUGCUUUUCUGAAGUACUUUACUUAGAGAGCAAGAUUGUUCUAGCGAUUCCCCCUUAUUGGAGAGUAACACUUUGGCCUUCGUGGUGAAAUGACAAGUUCCAAGAGCCGUGUUAGAUUUUAGUUUCAAUCUUCUUUACAGAUAUGAUGAAGCUUUGCGCCUGAUCUCAUGUUUGGCUUCCAUCCGUUCGCUUGAACUAUCACUUCAUUCCGAACCCAAGGGUGUUUCCCUCCACAGUUCCGAGACGUGAUAGAGACUGAGAAAACUAUCGAGGAUCGAUUUACUAUGUCUUAGUUGAUAGAAUAUGAAAUACAUGAUCAUGGAACUCAUUUUGGAACAAA